This is a messenger RNA of Arabidopsis lyrata subsp. lyrata, 981 nucleotides long. Its product is annotated as ARGOS-like protein. The transcript is spliced from 2 exons. Lineage: Eukaryota; Viridiplantae; Streptophyta; Magnoliopsida; Brassicales; Brassicaceae. The coding region runs from base 413 to 826 and encodes 137 amino acids. The record is from RefSeq and is a predicted model, not a curated record. Gene Ontology annotation, biological process: positive regulation of organ growth.
UACCAUUUUUAAUACCACCAAUUCCCAUAUCAAAACCACACCCACUUUUAUGUCUUCUCUCUGUUUUCUUACAAAAAGAAACUUUCUUCGUCUUCCUCUGUAUUUAAGCUUUAACACCCAGUUUCUCGCUGAAGGAGUUUAAAGCUUUCGUGAACACCAAUCGAUUCUUUUCUCUCUACGUGAAAAAAAAAAAGUUUAGUCCUUUUUAGGUCUGGAAACGCCAAGAAGAUCAUUUCGAGUUCUUGGGUAAUUUCAUCAUCAGGGUUCUUCAACCAAGCUACAUUGACAGAAGAAGAAAAAAAGUUCGUUGCUUUUUAUGCGUUUGGAUAAAACAAACUCAAGUUUCUUCAUACAUCGAUCUGAUUUUCCAGAUCGAACCUCGAGAAAAUAAAAAAAAAAAACUUUCUUUUAAAUGAUUCGUGAAAUCUCCAGUCUACAAAACGACAUCAUAAACAUUCAAGAACAUUGUUCUCUCAACAACAACAGCAAAGUCAUGGACAUGAGAAGAGAUAACCGGAAAAACAUGACUUUUCGUGGAUCAGCUCCAGCUCCGAUUGUUGGGAAGCAAGAGUUGUUUCGGACAUUGUCGUCGCAGAACAGUCCGAGGAGGCUAAUAUCAGCGAGUUACUUCAGUUUAGAAUCAAUGGUUGUGCUUGUUGGUCUCACAGCAUCUCUCUUGAUCUUACCGUUGAUUCUUCCGCCAUUACCUCCUCCUCCCUUUAUGCUUCUUUUGAUUCCUAUUGGGAUUAUGGUUUUGCUUAUGGUUCUUGCUUUCAUGCCUUCUUCUAAUUCCAAACAUGUUACUUCUUGUUCCACUUUUAUGUAAUAAACGUUUCUUUAAUUGAAGAAAUCCUUUAAAAAAAACAGAGAGAAGGUUUUGUCUAUUGUUGUCAUUACAUAAGGUUUCAGGGUAAGAGAUUAAUAUUUCAUUUGUAAAACUCGUUUUGUUGAUUCAGAAUUAUACACAACUAUCUAUAUAAA